AUGGAAAUUGAGGGGGGCAUCCAAAGCAGCAGCAGCGGCAGCAGCAGCAGCAGCAGCAGCAGCAGCCGGACAAAAGCCCGCAUCUGCCGUGCUGCUCGAGUUAGCAUCUUUCUGCUGGCCGCCUCAGCAGCACACAGUCUUCUUUGCUGCUUCGAGUUGCUGCCGUUUGUCUCGCUGCUGCCUCAGCAGCAGCAGCAGCAGCAGCUGACGCAGCUGCAGCCGCUGCUGCAGCAGCAGCAGGCCAGCCCGCUCUACCCCCCUGGAGCUGCUGCUGCUGGCAGCAAAGAGCAGCAGCAAGACCUCCACAAAGAAGAGCAGCGCCACAAGAGUAAGGGCUCUGACGCGCAGCAGCAGCGCCGUCUUCAGCAGCAGCAGCAGCAGCAGCAGCAGCAGCAGCAGCAGCAGCAGCAGCGGCUCCGGAAGGAGGCCGAAAGGCAGCCGCGCAGCGCCGCCAGUGCAGCAGCAGAAGCAGGUGAAGCAGCAGCAGCAGAGGCGGCAGAGAGCGGAGCUGCAGCAGCAGCGGCAGCAGCAGAUGCUGCGGAAGAAGCUUCAGCAGCAAGCGGGGCAGAUGACGCAGCAACAGCAGCAGCAGCAGCACAAGCGGCAGCCGCUGCAGCAGAAGCCGCCGCCGCCGCCGCCGCCGCAGCAGCAGCAGCAGCAGCAGACGCAGCAGCAGCCGACGCAGCGGGCGCGGCAGCAGCAGCAACAGCAGCAGCAGCAGUCUCGGAGCCCGCCAGCUGGCUGCCGUGGCUGCUGCUGCUGCAGCAGCAACCCGACGCCUGUGCUGCUGCUGCUCUUGUCUUUCAGGGCCUGGGGGCCCUGUGGGGCGGAGUGCAUGCAGAUGGGCCCCUGGGGCGGGUGGGGACGCUGCAGCGGGGUUUGCUGCUGCUGGCAGCAGCAGCAGCAGCAGCUGGCAGCAGCUUGCUGCUCCUCCUCGUCCACCUGCAGCACGCGGCCGCGCCCGCAGCAGCAGCAGCAGCAGCAACCGCUGCUGCUGCUGCUGCAGUGACUGGCCCAGGGCUCCUCCCGCAGCCGCUCUUCGGGCCCACACCCUCCCCAGCAGCAGCAGCAGCAGCAGCAGCAGCAGCAGCAGCAGGGGGAGACCGAGUUGGAGGAACGGGCGUCUUGGCGUCGGCCUGCCGCAGGCGGUGCAGCUGCAGCAGCAUCAGCAGCAGCAGCAGCAGCAGCAGCAGGAACCUGCUGAGUGCACACACCAGCGCAGAGGCGACCCCAGCACCGGAAACUGCAGCAGCAGAAGCAGCAGCAGCAGAAGUUCUAGCAGCACACCGCACGUUGCCUUCUUUCCAGCAGCAGCGGCAGCAGCAGCUGCAGCAGCUGCAGCAGCAGCAGCAACGUAGCAGCAGAGUGUCUCCCUCGGAGAACUCCGCGCGCAGUCUGCUGCAGCCUUUGCUGCGCCACCCUGCAGCUCUGCGAUCACCAGCAGCAGCAGCAGCAGCAGCAGCAGCAGCAGCGGGGGAAGGGGCAGCAGCAGCAGCGGGAGAAAGCCCCGAGGGUUUCUCUGGGGCGUCGUCUGCUGCAGCGCACCUGCUGUCCCCCACGGCUGGGCCAGGGGCGGCUGCUGCCCAGCAGCUGCAGCAGCAGCAGCAACGUAGCAGCAGAGUGUCUCCCUCGGAGAACUCCGCGCGCAGUCUGCUGCAGCCUUUGCUGCGCCACCCUGCAGCUCUGCGAUCACCAGCAGCAGCAGCAGCAGCAGCAGCAGCAGCAGCGGGGGAAGGGGCAGCAGCAGCAGCGGGAGAAAGCCCCGAGGGUUUCUCUGGGGCGUCGUCUGCUGCAGCGCACCUGCUGUCCCCCACGUCCGCCCAACGGCAGCAGCAGCAGCAGCAGCAGCAGCAGCAGCAGCAGCAGCGGCAGCGGCAGCAAGAGCUGCUGCAGGCGCUGUGGACAGGGCUGGGCCAGGGGCGGCUGCUGCAGGCCGCAGGGCCCUGCUACAAAGCGCUGCUGCUGCAGACCCCUCGUGCUGCAGCAGGAGUGUGUCUUCCUGCUGCUUUGAUUGCUGCUGCUGUUUAUUCUCGGGGGGUUUACCGGCUGCUGCUGCUGGACGCGUCGGUGGCGCAGCAGGGGGCUGCUGCUGCUGCUGCUGCUGCUGCGUCGGGCGGCCCCGCAGCAGGCGCUGCUGCAGUAGCAGCAGCAGCAGCAGCGCUGCAGCGCGCAGUGGCUCUCAAGUGCAGCGGGAGUUUGCUGCUGUGUCUGCUGCCGUUCUUCAUGGGCCGCUACUUCCCGCCGCAGCCGCUGCAGCUGCUUGCAUGCACUGCAGCAGCAUUUGUGUCUUUUGCUGUUGCACUUUCUUUGGAAGCAGUUAGUGCUGUUUUUCCUGCUGCACCUCCCGUGUCUGCUGCUGCUUCUGCUGCGCUGCUGUACGAGUGGCUCUACACUUCUCCCAACUUCGCCACUUGUCUUGCUGCUGCUUUUCUCCCGCUGCAGUCUUUCCACACUGCAGCACGCGGCGGCGCUGCUGCUGCUGCUUUUGCUGCCGGCCGCGCUGCUGCUGCAGCGGGGCUGCUGCUGCUGCAGCGCUGCUGCACCUACGCCUGUGCUGCGGAUGUCUGCUGCGCUGCCCGCAUUGCCAGCUUCUUCAGCUGCUGCUGCCUCGUUGCUGCUGCAGCAACUACGCUGCUCUUCACGCCCCACGUCCGCGUCUCCUCCGCUGCUGCUGCUGCAGUUGCUGCUGCGGCGGCUGCUGCUGCCGCAGCAGCAGCAAACCCCCCCGCGGUGCCGCUGCUGCAGCAGCAGCAACACACCUACAAGCAGCUCCCACACCAAGAAGUGACGCAACCCACAGAGGGAGACUCUUCACGCACUCUCCGCAGCCAGCAGCAGCAGCAGCACGAGCAGCAGCACCAAGAAGUGCUGCUGCUGCUGCAGCAGCAGCAGGCAGUCGUGCCGUGGGCAGACCUGCCCAGAAGUAACAGCAGCAACAGCCCCCAGGAAAGCAGCGCGACCCCCCCUAAUGCAGCGCAGCAGCAGCAGCAGCAGGCGCUGCAGCAGCAGGCGCUGCAGCAGCAGGCGCUGGAGCAGCAAGUGCUGCAGCAGCAGCUGCUGCGCGGAGACACAACAAAAGGAAUGGUCGGAGUUCUUGACGGCCUCCACGAGGCUUUUCUAUCGCAGCGCUUAUCGUCGGCUCCUUCGAGCCCGCCGCAGCAGCAGCAGCAGCAGCAGCAGCAGUAG
This is a messenger RNA of Eimeria necatrix, 3186 nucleotides long. RefSeq lists its product as hypothetical. Gene Ontology annotation, cellular component: cytoplasm. The transcript has 2 exons. Bases 1 to 3186 code for a protein of 1061 amino acids. The record is from RefSeq and is a predicted model, not a curated record. NCBI's taxonomy places the organism in Eukaryota, Apicomplexa, Conoidasida, Eucoccidiorida, Eimeriidae. Gene Ontology annotation, molecular function: phosphatase regulator activity; enzyme inhibitor activity.